ACAUUGGGUGAGUAGCGGAGCGAUGCCCAAAGUCAUCAUUUAUAUAUGGCUUGGUGAAGGUGGUGUAGGAGGGGAGGAGGUUUGGCGAGGCCAUGCGGGUCCAUGGCGGAAAGGAGGAGAGGUGUCGGCUGCCAAUGGUAACGAAGGGGCCCGUCGUUUGGCGACGAUGAUGGCUAUUGAUAGGCGAACGAUCGUGUGGUUGGCUAUUUGGUCGAGACUGGUUUGCAGUGGAAGAAUGAUCGCUUCGCUUGGUUGCCUACUCGAGUCCGAUUGAAUGAUUGAUCGGUUGGCUGGUUGCGCGGUUGAUGGAUUGGAUUGGAUUGGAUUGGAUUGGAUGAUCGACCCUCGUCGUCCGGCCAGGAAUGCAAAAUUUUAACGAAUCGGAUAGCGGCGGUGUCUGUUGUGUGAGGAAUUGACGCACGACUGGCGUCCGUAAUUAGCCGCCAUGGGCAAAAAGGAGCACCACCUGGCAGCUGACGAGCCUGUAAUAGCAGGAAAUCCGAUGAGUCGCCACUCCAUAAAUGCUGCCCACGCGAUGACGGUUCUUUCGUUGUCCAACAGGGGUGAGGAACGUCUCGGGCGGUGCGAGCCGACUCGCUCCGUGGAUGCGGGGAACAGACAUGGUGCUAACCGUUCUGGCGCUCUUGCAGCGAGCGUCCUUAAAGAGGCGCAUAUUGCUUGUAGGGCAAUCCCGGCCAUGGCGGAAGAGAUAUUACCCAAUCGUCGUGAAACGGAGGGUGGCAGGAAUGGCAGGAAAGGAGCGGAAGAGGGGGGGGGGUAUGCGCGCACCACUGGCGCUGAAGGGGUAUAUAGAGAAGGGGGAGGAUGGGUGACCAAAGGAGGAGCCUCCGUCGACUUGGAGUUGGUGGUUUUAGGAGAGCUUCUCCCAUUUUAUGCUGGAGGCAACGGAAAUUCUGACACGGGAGACGGGGGCCCUCAUCCAUAUGCCAUGGACACGUGGCGUGACGGGUGGGUGAAGCGACGCGCCGUUGAUUGCGUAGCGGGAUACUCGAUGGUUGAUAAGUUGGAAGCCGCCGGGUUCGCAACGUCAUCUUUAGCGAUGGCUUCUUCUUCCUCUUCUUCUGCAUCGCUUUCUGCGAGAAAUCCUCUGAAAGGAGAGAAGGGGGAGAGGGGGGGGGAAGAGAGAGGAGAGGAGCGAAAGAACAAGGCAGGCGGGCGAUGGCGCGCGCUUUUGGGCUGCGCGUUCCGAAGGAGACGGGCGGACACGGGGGCGGUGGCACCAGCGCCAGAAGAGCUGCCUCCGACCGCCCCUGCACCGGCGGCGGUCAGCAAUUGCGAGAAAGAAAUGGCUCCAUGGCGAGAGCGGGUCUGGGGCAGGGGCGACAGCUCCUCCUCCACCUCCUCUUCAUCGUCCACCUGUUCUUCCUGUCCGUCGUCGUCCUCCUCCUCCUCCUCCGCCGCCUCUUGCUCCUGCUGCGUUCCCUCCUCUUGCUCUGGCUAUGGCUACGGCUUGAACGAGUCCUGGAAGGAGCACCCACCCCAUCGUCGGCGGGGAAAGGGGUUGGUUAUGGCCGCGAGCUUCGUGAUUGAUGGAAAGCCCGGAACCAACAAUGCUGAUGUGGCCUAUGGCGUCCACAGCACCGCGCACCCGACGGUGCACAUUGCAGACGGCAACGACUCGGGAGUGGCGCCAGUUCAUACCGCUGCUGGUCUUACAGAGGAGGGAGGAGGAGGAGGAGGAGGAGGAGGAGGAGGUAAAACGGCAACGAAGAAAGUGCUCAAGUAUAAGAAGAAAAGAAGAGCUACAGUUGUUCCCCCGCCGCCCUUAUCCUCCACUUCGUCAUCGACCAGCCAUAAGGUUGAUGGUGGCAGUGACACCUGGGGCGGAGGUAUGGAUGAUGGGGCUGCCGAUCGCCUUGGCACAGGAACCGACCAUCAUUAUCGUAACCACCAUCGUUAUGAUGGUGAAGAGAGCGAUGGUGGUGAUUAUGUGCGAGCUGAGGAUGGCGGUGAUCAAUUUGGAGCGAAGGACGCUGGUGGAGGAUACUCCUCGCAACAACACGUUCGAUUCUCCUCGACUCAAAGGGAAGCAUUUCCGCCGCCAUCCCCGCCGUCGACUAGGAUCCCCGACUCCCCCCCCGGCGGCGGCGGGAACGAUCGUCAUCCUCAUCCUCAUUAUCGUCCGAAUUUGAAAAGCAUGCGUCUUGGUAAGCGGAUUUGGGGCACGACGACGAGUAGUGACCCUUCAAGCCUCGGGAAGAACGGAUUGGUUAGCAUGGUGUCUUUCCUUGCGAAAGUGGCAAUGCUGGCUAUGGUGAAACGUGGGACUUACCCGAGUUUAUGGGCCGUUUUUCAAGGGGUGUGUUUCUCGAACCUGCCGAUGUUAAGUUGGAUUCAUCGAUUCGGGCCAGUGCAUCGAGCAUUGGAGCCAUUUCACGUGUUCACAAGGCCAAUGCUUGUGCUGUCUAUUGCUACAACGCUGAGGAACCUGGAGGAGGAAGAGAAUACGGCUGCAAGUAAUGUUCAGGUUGAAACUUCCGCUUCUGGAGCUGAGUCACCGGUGUCGCCAAUACAAACGCUGCAGGUGGUCGACGGCGAAGAGUUGUUCGAAUUGCAGCAGAAAGUGGACGAGGUGAGGGACCAGCUGCAGCUUCAUGAUGUCCAACUGCCACAGAGGUUCAAUGAUCGGGAAAUUGCACGGUUCCUUGUUGCAGCCCAUGGUUCAGUGGAGAACUGCGUUUUGCGGUUGAAACAGGUUUCUCAGUGGCAUACCAGCUAUCUCUUCCUCUCAGAGGCUGGUCUUCUUGCCUGGAAUUCCUUCGUGUCAUGGCAUGGGCAGGACAUGUUUGGAAGGCCUUGCCUUGUUCUGCGAAUUGGACGUGCAUGCCAAGUUUUGAGACCCAGUCAGAGGCAGCAGUUUGUGCAAGCCUUGGUUUCACAGACUGAGUAUGGAGUGACCCAGCUUCUCCAGGACUUCGAAGUGGAGCAGUUUAGUGUCGUCAUGGACUGCGGAGGAGUGGGGCUGUUUAAUGCACCUGUGAGCCUCAUCAAGAAUGCAGCGCUCAUGCUUCAGCAGAACUACCCGACACGCCUCGCUCAAUUCUAUCUUAUCAACCUACAAAUGGUGUUGCGGAGUCUUGUUGCAUCUGUAAAGCUGGUCUUAGGCGAGAGGACAUCGCGGAAGAUCAGAAUUGCAGGCGCAGAAGCAUCGGCAGUACUCGAAGAAUGUUUUGGGGGUAUCGAACAUGUUCCAAGUGACCUGGGCGGUAAGUGCGAAUGCCAGCGAUGCUUGCACGUGAAGGUGGAGGAAAUUCCAGGACAGCUGUCGCUACCAGAGGACGAAAAAGGUCACGUUUCCGAAAAUGAUUGUGAAGGCCGUGGUGUAGGGAGUGAAGCAGAGCCUGAGUUAGAGAGUGUGGUUGCCAGAGAAACGCCAUUCAGUGGCGGAAAGAUGGUUCGUAGCGUGAUUGAACGCAUGAGGAUGGGACUGAGCUUUAGCGAGAGGGGGCUGAGUACUGCCGUGCCACAGAGCUCUGAUGCCAUCAUAUCAACCCCCGAUCGUCGUGAACAAAGUGUGAUGUCAAUGGAAGGGAUUGCAAGUUCCACAGCAGUUUGCACCAGGGAUGAGAACUUUGUAGACAGUAGUGGAAUGAAUGUAGCCAGUGAGCCAAUGGCGACAUUUGAUCUGGCUACGUGGAUGCAGCGGGCCCCUCCGCAGCUGGUACUCCGUUUGCUGGUGACCGCUCUGGUUUUACUUCUGACGCUAUCGUCACUGGGCACAGGUGAGCCUUGGUGGAAUCUGGUUGCUGAACAAAGCCUAAGCUACAUCUGAUAAUACGGUUCCUUUGUUCUCGUCGACGAUGAUGGGUUGUGUUUUUCAUAGAGAAAAAAAGAUUGGUCUCAGCAGUAGGAAUGAAAACAUUAUGCGAUCUGCCUGAGAGUGAUGAAGGAGGAGCAAGUAAUCGCUGGCAAGGGACCAAUGUGGGAGAGAGGAUGCUGGGAGUGGCCUCGCGGGGCCGUUGCUCCAGCAAAACAAGACGUGUAGUAUAUAUGAUUUGCCGUGUGUGUGUGUGUGGGGGGGGGGGGGGGGGGGGGGGGGGGGGGGGGGGGGGGGGGGGGGAGAGAGAGAGAGAGAGAGAGAGAGAGAGAGAGAGAGAGAGAGAGGAUGAUGAUGAUGAUGAUGAUGAUAAGAGUGGGGGUAGGUGGUGCAUGGUGGUCUCACACUUCUUGUGAGCGGGCCUGCUCGGCGACUCAGUACAUGGAUGCAUGGGAAGAUGGAUGCACUGCCUGUCAUUCUAGUGGAAUGAUUGGAAAUUUGGAACCUUAGGGUCCAUUCAUGGUCAGAUUCAAACAAGACUGUUAUGCGCGAGAGUUUGUUGUUGAUGUCUAUGUAGUUGAGUGCGCGUCAAACAUCCAACAUUGGACGGACGUGUAAUUGACAUCCAGUACAGCAGCAGCAGCAGCAGCAUGGUGUGUGCCAUGUAAGUAGGUCUUCAAGGUGGUCACUCGCAGAUGUCACACGUCAACCUCAAGGGCCAAUAUUUGAACCCCUUGGUGGACGCGCAGGAAGCAUCUCAGCUGGGGAAAUCACAGUCUGUGCAACGUUUUUCUAUACAUAACGAACAUCAUGUUAGCUCUUAGCUGUGAACAUUGCGAAUCGCCAGUUCGCAGAGUCGAUGUAAAAAUCACUUGUCUGCCUGCCUCAAGGCUCAGGCUACAGCGUGUAGUUCGGCGUGAGAACCUCCAGGAAGCACUCUUUGGGAAUGCGGUGUACAGAACCGAGUUGCUGUGAGCUUUGUGUGUGAGUCACACAUUCCUCUGCAGGCAAAAAACAGUUGGAAUCAAAUUCAAUCAAAGUCGAUCAAUAGUAGUAGUGUACAUUUGGACGCGGACAUGGAGCUGAGCUUUGUCAGAACAGUAACAGGCACAGCUUGCGGUAGUAGUAUGGGGACAGACUUUGCAACAAAUUCGCCGGACUGGGGGAACGCCGCUGAAGCAAAUUAAGGAAAGUGUGCACAUUGCACAUUGCGCAUUGCACAUUGCAUCCAUAUGGUCCCGCUGAGUGGAGAUGAGCACACGGCGACCGCAGAGAAGCUCCCCUGUUUCUGAUGUCGAUGCCAUUGUCGUCUGGCUGUAUGCCAUUGGCUGGCUACCAUAGGUUGUUGUGAUGCCCCACUCACAUUUCUUUCGGGAGGGGCUGCCUUCGCAGGCAGGCAGGCUAAUAACUCUUGAUGGUCCCUUCACUGAUGGCACCAUAUGUAGGGGGGGAGAGGGGGGGGGGGGGGAGGACAAUUGCCAGGAUCCGUUUGACGAGGAGGAUAUGGAGAGAGUCAUUAGUAAAAGAAACAAAAGUGGAACAGACAUGUCUCUGAUGUGUGGGGGUUUGGGCAAGGAUUAGAGUCAUGCGGGUGUCACAGCUGCUACAGCAUUUCCUGCUCUUGCUCUCUCCCCUUAGUUAUAGUUAUUAGGGCCUAUAAAUUUUGCAGGAUAUAGCACAGCUGCUACAGCAUUGCUUGCUAUGCUGUCAUCAUUGCGUAAAAGUUAAAACCUUAUACAUGAUAUAUAGAAUCAUGAUUAGAUCAUAGAUCGCGAGUCGUAGUUUUCGUGACUGUUAAUGCUAUCUUGUACUAGCUACCGUCGUCACCCAAAUAGAACGCCCGGUAAUUAUAGCUGUAUUUGGCACAGCCGUCGGUCCAGAUGCAGCGAUAAUUACCGGGCGCUCUAUUCGGGUGAAGACGGUAGUGGUGUUACCAUUUUCUGUUUCUUUUUACAGAUUUCGUUGACGAUAUUAUGGGAGUUGAUAAGUUUG
Chara braunii is the source of this 5770-nucleotide messenger RNA. NCBI's taxonomy places the organism in Eukaryota, Viridiplantae, Streptophyta, Charophyceae, Charales, Characeae. The record is from the annotation of a GenBank genome assembly.